CAGCACCCCGCCAGGGGCGAAUCACACCCAUUGUUUUGGGUGAUGCGGCCAAGUGGGGAAAUCAAAACUACUCCUUUAUAAGCUAAGGCAUUAAGAUAGAACGCGCAGUUGCCAUUGAUGCGGGAAUCAGGAUUUUGCCGAAUACUGAGGAUGACUACUGCAGGAUCAUUCGCCUGUUCAGGGAGGAGGACGUGCCCCAUUAUACGUUUCCUCUUCCUUCAGAAUGAAAUAUUCACGCGGUAGUCAGAUGUAUACCCGCAAUGUUUUCAGAACAGAAGAUCAAAGGGGAAUUAGAACAGAGCGGAUAUACUCCCCUCCACAUUGUCCGACUCAAACGCAGUGGCGGCGCACCCAUGCCUUCGGUGGUCGUGAUACUGCCCAAGAUGGAAAAGUCCCAGCAGCUUGUUCAAUGAACAUGAGCUGCUGGGUCUAGCAAUCAGAGUUGAAGUUCAAAAGAACUCUCGCUGCCAAAGGUAUGGUCAUGGUGCACAGCAUCUCCCAAAUGUUUAAAAUGUGC
Messenger RNA from Acanthoscelides obtectus, 517 nucleotides. The record is from the annotation of a GenBank genome assembly. Lineage: Eukaryota; Metazoa; Arthropoda; Insecta; Coleoptera; Chrysomelidae.